CAUCCCUCACGCAGGCUACCUCUGCCUUACUCUCUCUCUCUCUUUCAGGUUCAAAUUUAUUGUCUCAGUCGCCCCUUCCCUCAGGCCUCUCUCAUUCAUUCAUUCAGGCGGUUCACUAUUACUGCAGCAGUCACACAAGGAUCGUCGUUCACGCCUCACGCUCACCAUUCGCCUACCACGGUGGCUCUAUUAGGCGAUCUGGUUUCCCGUCCUCAACUCAGUCCCAUCCUUUCUCAUUCUCGGCCACGGCAAAUAUCUCCCAAGCUCUUCAAGUAAAUAGAAGAGGUAAAACACAAAUCUUGAAAGGAAGCUAGUUGAGCUCAAGUCAGAGUCAAGACAAUCAACAGCAUAAUUUAGAAGUUUCCUCGGUGCAAAGAGGAAUUGAAAAAAAAAAAAUUAAGAUAUGUGUUUGAACAAUAUAGGCUGAGUCUGAAAACGACGUUUGGAAGAGAAGAGCAAGAAAACUCAAAAAGAGAGUAGCAGAGAUACUACACCUUUAGAGAGAGAAAGGGAGUCGCUGCGAAUGGCUGGAACAACUCCGACUACAUACUCUCCAUUGCUGAAGACCCAGAAAAAGGGUUCCAAAAACAACGACGUGGAUUGGGUCCGACCUGAUGGCCGUGAUUUUCACCAAUGCAGACUUGCCUUUUUCAGGACUGGGGCUGUAAAUGCUGCUGCUGGAUCUGCUUAUGCAGAGUUUGGGAAUACAAAGGUCAUUGUGUCUGUAUUUGGGCCAAGAGAGAGUAAGAAGGCAAUGAUGUACAGUGAUAUUGGAAGAUUGAAUUGUAAUGUGAGCUAUACGACUUUUGCUACUCCAGUACGUGGACAGGGAUCCGACAACAAGGAAUUUUCUUCAAUGCUUCAUAAAGCUUUGGAAGGUGCUAUCAUUUUGGAAACCAUCCCCAAAACAACUGUUGACGUUUUUGCAUUGGUGUUGGAAUCUGGUGGCAGUGAUCUGCCUGUUGUAAUUUCAUGUGCUAGUGUAGCCCUGGCAGAUGCAGGGAUAAUGAUGUAUGACCUUGUAACUUCAGUUUCAGUGUCUUGUCUUGGAAAAAACCUCAUAAUUGACCCAGUUUUGGAAGAGGAAAGCUCCCAAGAUGGAAACUUAAUGAUAACGUGUAUGCCUACUCGAUACGAGGUCACUCAGCUUACUAUCACAGGGGAAUGGUCAACCCCAAAAGUUAACGAGGGAAUGCAGCUAUGCCUGGAUGCUUGUUCAAAGCUUGCGAAGAUCAUGAGAACAUGUUUGAAAGAAGCUGCUUCCGCUUCUGAUGAAUAGCAUGAAAAUUUUAUUUCAUUUCAAAUUGUCAUUUUGGUUUCCAUGUAACUCCAUUAAAUUGAAGUCUGGAGGUGAGUUUUAUUUCAUUAUAAUCUAAUUUAUUGGAGGCCUCGAGGCAGACUUAUAAACUAUCAUUAGGAGCAGGGUAAAAAUGUAAAAGGUAAAAUUUAGGAGGGGUAUAUUUUUAAAGAAAUUAGUUUCUCAUCAUAUAUCUAAUUACGGGAUAAUUGUAUUAAUAUAUUUUUGAAAUUUAUAUAUUUAAUUCAUUUUUGGAUUA
Messenger RNA from Humulus lupulus (European hop), 1556 nucleotides. Its product is annotated as exosome complex component RRP41-like. The record is from RefSeq and is a predicted model, not a curated record. Gene Ontology annotation, cellular component: nuclear exosome (RNase complex); cytoplasmic exosome (RNase complex); nucleolus. Gene Ontology annotation, biological process: poly(A)-dependent snoRNA 3'-end processing; rRNA catabolic process; nuclear mRNA surveillance. Bases 524 to 1279 code for a protein of 251 amino acids. Lineage: Eukaryota; Viridiplantae; Streptophyta; Magnoliopsida; Rosales; Cannabaceae. The transcript is spliced from 9 exons.